AUGUUUUAAAUACCCAAAGAUUACCUAGUUAAUUGCCUAUAUAAAAAGAACCAAGAUCCUAAUAAAAACUUGGAAAAUAAUGAAGAUGACGAGAUAUUUAAAAAAAAAAUCGAGGAAAGAGUAUUUACUUAUAAAAAAAAUAAAAACGAUAAGGACUUAGAAGUUCUAUAGUAAAUCUAUAAUGAAGCCUAUAAAUCUAAACCAAUGGAUGAUUGCCAUAAAAGAUUCAUAAAAAGUAUAAGGUCCAAUACUUAGUUAUUUAAUUAUUAUUCUAUCAAAUAAUUAUAAGAAAAACAUAAAUUGCUGAAGUUAUGUAGUAAAUACAGGGAAGUAAGAGGUGAUGGCAAUUGCUUUUAUACUGCCUUAGGCUACAGAUUCUUAUAGAUACUAUUGUGUGAAUAUAACUUAGAGGAAUUUAACUAUUUUUUGGAUAAAAUUGAGCAAAUAGACCUCCCAUUCAAAGUAUAUUGCAAGACUAUAAAAAUACCUGAAGAAAUCCAGAAAAAUUUACGAAAUGAAUUUCUAUUCCGAUUAUGUGAGAUUAGAUAAAUUGAAGACAAGAACGAAAGACUUAAUAAAUUGAUGGAAUAAUAUUCAGCCUAUGAAUCUAAAGGAGAUAUCGAUGGUAACUUUUUUGCUUUGACAACAAUCUUCUUUCGAAAUGUUUCAUAUUAUGUAGCUGCAAAAAGUGAGUUUGCCGAAAGUAUCUUUGAUAUUGAUAAUCUGUUAAUUUGGGGAGAGGAAUGCAACAAUAAUGAGAUAGUAAUCAAAGAACUUUCAGAGUUCUUGAGAGUGUAAUGA
This is a messenger RNA of Paramecium tetraurelia, 801 nucleotides long. RefSeq lists its product as uncharacterized. The record is from RefSeq and is a predicted model, not a curated record. Gene Ontology annotation, biological process: protein K48-linked deubiquitination. Gene Ontology annotation, molecular function: cysteine-type deubiquitinase activity; ubiquitin binding. Gene Ontology annotation, cellular component: nucleus. NCBI's taxonomy places the organism in Eukaryota, Ciliophora, Oligohymenophorea, Peniculida, Parameciidae. The transcript has a single exon.